AUGACGCUUUGCAUUUGUAUAGCCCCCGGCCCCGUGGGAUCUCACAGUGCCCCGUACGGAUCGAAUCGUGUCCUCCCGCCCUGCCUGCAGUCCCCAGAGGUGGAGGGGAAAAGCGAUGUAGGGUCUGAGGCCACGGAGGGUAGAGGGGGCUUGCAGCAGGACCUGGUGGUGCCAGCGCUGGAGCACAUCGGGAACGGGGACAUGGGGGCACUUCAGCAUCGGGAGAUGCAUCAUAGGCACUCAUUGCAAGAGAUUCGCGCCCUGGGUAGGGAGAUGCUGACUCCGCUCUUCAAAGGCACUGCCAGACCCUCUGCUACAAGAGCAGGAAGGUUUUCUGUUCCAAAGAAAAUCCCAGAAAGAAAAAAGCAGGGGGUGAGAGGCAGACCACGGUCAGAAUCCAGCUCCUGGGCCGCCCUCCUCCGACAUGUCCCUCCCAAACCCGAGCUGCACGGUUGGAGCAGUGGCCGCACGUCGGGGCCGAACCCCGUUAAAUACCCCCGACAAUACGAGAGCGGCGAAGUACCACCCUGUGCCCACUGCGGGGUGAGCAGGGUGACUGCUCACACCAUCGCUUCCCCGGGGAGUCAGUGCCUCGCUGCCGCCAUCCACGUGGCAGGACAACGCUGCUGGAAGAACAGCUUUCCCUCGCCGCGGGCCCUGGGCAGCCGGGCUGAGCCGAGCGGCGGAGCCGGGGGGCCCGGGCUCCGCAGCUUCGCCGAUUACUUCGGGCGGCUGAGCCGAGCGCGACGGGAGCUGCCCCCGGCCCCGCCGAGCCCCCCGCGGCCGCCGGCUGAGGACAUCUCCCCCCGCGAUGUCUUCAUCGCCGUCAAAACCACCAAGAAGUUUCACAAGGCGCGGCUAGAGCUGCUGCUCGACACCUGGAUCUCCCGCAACCGCGACAUGACCUUCAUCUUCACUGACGGGGAGGAUGAGGAGCUGAAGAAGCAAGCACGAAAUGUCAUCAACACCAACUGCUCGGCUGCCCACAGCCGCCAGGCCCUGUCCUGCAAGAUGGCCGUGGAGUACGACAAGUUCAUCGAGUCUGGCAGAAAGUGGUUCUGCCACGUGGACGAUGACAACUACGUGAACGUGCGGAUGCUGGUGAAGCUGCUCUCCAGCUACCCCCACACACAGGACAUCUACAUCGGGAAGCCCAGCCUGGACCGGCCCAUCCAGGCUACAGAGAGGAUCAGUGAGAACAAGAUGCAUCCUGUGCAUUUCUGGUUUGCCACGGGUGGAGCAGGGUUCUGUAUCAGCCGGGGGCUGGCACUGAAGAUGAGCCCUUGGGCCAGCGGGGGUCACUUCAUGAGCACUGCAGAGAAGAUCCGCCUGCCCGACGACUGCACCAUCGGCUACAUCAUCGAGUCCGUGCUGGGCGUGAAGCUCAUCCGCAGCAACCUCUUCCACUCCCACCUGGAGAACCUCCACCAGGUGCCCAAGUCGGAGAUCCACAAACAGGUGACACUGAGCUAUGGCAUGUUCGAGAACAAGCGCAACUCCAUCCACAUGAAGGGAGCCUUCUCUGUCGAGGAGGACCCAUCCAGGUUCCGCUCCGUGCACUGCCUGCUGUACCCCGACACGCCGUGGUGCCCCACCAACAUGGUUUACUAGGAGGUGCACGUGCCCUCCAGCCUCGUCCCGAGUCUCCCCGGUAUCCGACGGGCGUGUGGGACCUGCGUGCGGGUGUGUCGGUCCGGCCUCGCCGCCGGGCAGGCGGACGGACGGACGGACGUCGUUGCUGUGGUAUUGCACAGUGUAUGUGUACUGAAGGCUGCUGUGCGGCCCCCUGAGCCCUGCCCUGCCUGGGAUGGUGGAGAGGGACGGGAACUGAGCACUUAAC
Messenger RNA from Ficedula albicollis (Collared flycatcher), 1840 nucleotides. It is a transcript of the gene LFNG, whose product is annotated as LFNG O-fucosylpeptide 3-beta-N-acetylglucosaminyltransferase. Gene Ontology annotation, biological process: regulation of Notch signaling pathway. Lineage: Eukaryota; Metazoa; Chordata; Aves; Passeriformes; Muscicapidae. Gene Ontology annotation, molecular function: O-fucosylpeptide 3-beta-N-acetylglucosaminyltransferase activity. Bases 1 to 1611 code for a protein of 536 amino acids. The record is from RefSeq and is a predicted model, not a curated record. The transcript is spliced from 12 exons. Gene Ontology annotation, cellular component: membrane.